Ceratina calcarata is the source of this 2201-nucleotide messenger RNA. Its product is annotated as zonadhesin. Bases 231 to 2201 code for a protein of 656 amino acids. The record is from RefSeq and is a predicted model, not a curated record. The transcript is spliced from 4 exons. NCBI's taxonomy places the organism in Eukaryota, Metazoa, Arthropoda, Insecta, Hymenoptera, Apidae.
ACAUAUGUGUACAAUAAUGGUAAAAAAGAAUGGGUUAAAGUAUUGAAAAAGAGUCAGACGAAUCCUUUCAGGGUCCCUGUACUUGUACUUCGGAAAUUACGUUUGAAGAGACCAGAGACAAAAACAUUUAUGAUGAAAGGAGUCCCGUCACUGAACAAACGGAUAGUACAUCAAAAACUAUUGACCCUACAGAAACUGAAACAGAUGAUGUUACGGAAACAGAACCCACAAUGAGAAUUUCCAAAGAAGCAGAGGAUGUGACGGGUGAUACCUCAGAAUACGAUGAUUCAAAAGAUGUAAGAGAAAUGGAAGAAGCCCCGAAGAAAAAAUUUAAGCUUGACGUUUUGGAACAGAAUAUUAACGCCUUGAGUGAAAAAUCUAACACUAAGCAGAAGCUUGAUAUGUCAGAAAAGAAACCUCGAAUCUCCGGAAAUCUUAGGGUUUCAAAAGGCUACAGAGUCUCGACAAGUCAAAAUCGACAGGAAAAAUCUAAGCUUAAUGUCCCGAAAAAGAAUAUUGACGCUCCGAUAGACAAACUUAAAAUUAAGCAAAAUCCUGAGACAUCAGAAGAGAAACUUGGAGUCUCAGGAAAUCCUAGAAUUUCAAAAGACCUUAGAGUCUCGAAACAAAAUACUAGGAUGACAGAAGAGAGAUCUAGAAUUUCAGAACAAAAGCCUAGAAUUUCAGAACAAAAACCUAGAAUUUUAGAACAAGAACCUAGAAUUUCGGAGGAAAAAUCUAAGCUUUCAGAAGGUCCUACCAUCAUUGAACAAGUGUCUAAGAUCUCGGAGAAAACUUCUAAGGUCUUCAAACAAAAACCUAGGAUACCAGCAGAAAAAUCUAAGAUUUCAGAGGAAAAGCGUAUGACUUUGGAACAGAUACAAGCGAUUUCAGAAGAACCUACAGAAAUCGAUACGAUGCAUGAAGAAUUAUCUGCUGAUCCGCAAAUUGAAACCACAAAAGUCGAUAAAGCAAUUGAGACACUCGAUCAAGAUAAAUCUACUCAAACCAAAACUUAUAAACGUGAUCGAAAACGAACAAGAGAAGAGAGCAAAAUUUUAGAGGCAAAAAAAUCUAGCAGACCUUCUAAAGUGCACAGUAAAGAGGGCGAAAAGAGAAAAAAAGUAAAGCAUCGAAAAAUCUGCAAACAUGAUACCACUAAGCGCGAUUUAAAACGAAGAAGAUGCAACUGUUCAGAAAAAUCAACAUUAACGGAAGGGGAGGAAUUUUGCCCUACCAAACGUAGAACGAAGUUAAAAAUUGUCGAUCGAUAUAUUCCUAAAAUAUGCGUUUCCACGCGUAGACCGAAAUCAAAAGCAUUAAGCCAAUUCGUCCCGGAAACGUGUUUCCAGAGGAGAGAAAUGGAGCAAUUUGAACCUAGAGAAGAACUGUAUCCAACACGCGAAUGUGAAUGCAAACAUAAAACAGAGAGUUACGAAACGGACACUAAUAGGAGUUACAUUUUUGAAAGUCCUUGCGAGAUCAUUACAGAUGAUAGUCCACAAGUGAUGCAAGAAAAGUUCGAACUGCCUAAGGUAAAGAAAUAUUUGCCUAUGUAUCAGAGUCCGGAAUUAAUCGAAGAAUUAAAAAGGCACGAUCGCAUGAGAUUGAUUCAAGAAAAAGAAGCUGCGAGUCGUAAACUCGGGAGUUCUUUUCGAUCUUCAGAUACUUCAACAUAUUCCAGAAUGGAAAAUCGGAGAAUCAGUCAAUCUACUGCACCCGACUGUUCAUUCAAAGUAAUUGAAGAGGAUGACAGGCUACGUUAUCAGGAAUCACAGGCGUAUAGAAGAGUUUUAUGCGAACUUAAAAAACGAGCCAGAUCCCAAAGAAGAGGUAGAAGACCUGAUGAGAGCAUACCCUUAAUAUGCUUAUCCCAAAGAGCGGACACAAGUAGAAGAGUAGAACAAUUAUAUCCGACAGAGCGUCGAGCUCGAAAAAAGCCAGAUGUACUGAGGAAAUUUGCUCAUAAAAUAUUCAAGCCAACUAAAUAUAAAAGAUCCAAAUGCAAGGUGCACGAAGAACAAACUACAUUUGAACCAUCAGGAGCUUCGCAUUAUGACAGUUCAUACGAUCCAGAAAUAUUAACAGAGAUAUCGUCUCCCUGUAAAUGCAUCAAAAUGAUACAUGAAUCUGAAGCCUGGAAGUCCGCUGAUACGAGCGACAAUGACGACGUCACUUAUUGCCAAUGUAAAAGUACUUGA